This is a messenger RNA of Striga hermonthica, 2295 nucleotides long. The record is from the annotation of a GenBank genome assembly. Lineage: Eukaryota; Viridiplantae; Streptophyta; Magnoliopsida; Lamiales; Orobanchaceae.
AUGGCGUCUGGGGUCGAAUCCGAUGAAGGUAGUGAAAGUAAAGGUGGCAUGUGGGCUUUGGAGCAGAAGCUUGACCAGCCUAUGGAUGAAGAAGCUGGAAGACUUAAAAAUAUGUAUAGAGAGAAGAAAUUUUCGGCAAUUUUGCUCUUGAGGCUUGCAUUCCAGAGUUUAGGAGUGGUAUACGGAGACUUGGGAACUUCUCCUUUGUAUGUGUUCUACAAUACUUUUCCUCACGGGAUAGAUGAGCCGGAGGAUAUUAUUAGUGCCCUUUCGUUUAUUAUAUACUCGUUGACAUUAAUACCCCUACUCAAAUAUGUUUUCAUUGUCUGUAGAGCAAACGACAAUGGUCAAGGAGGAACUUUUGCUCUUUAUUCAUUACUUUGCCGGCAUGCGAAAGUGAAAACGAUCCCUAAUCAACACCGGACGGAUGAGGAGCUCACGACUUAUAGCCGUAGCACUUUUCAUGAGCAUUCAUUUGCUGCUAAAACGAAGAGAUGGCUCGAGGCACACGCAGUGAGAAGGAACUCUCUUCUUAUACUCGUACUUGUGGGGACUUGCAUGGUGAUUGGCGAUGGAAUUCUCACACCGGCUAUUUCCGUUCUUUCUGCUUCCGGCGGGAUCAAGGUGGACCACCCGAAGAUGAGCAAUGAUGUGGUUGUACUUGUUGCUGUAUUCAUAUUAGUCGGUUUAUUCAGUAUGCAACACUAUGGAACGGACAAAGUCGGUUGGUUAUUUGCUCCCAUUGUACUGCUUUGGUUUCUCAUGAUUGGAGGCAUCGGCAUUUUCAACCUCUAUAAAUACGAUACCUCAGUUCUCAGAGCUUUUUCGCCCGUUUAUAUUUAUCGCUUCCUUAAAAGAGGCUCGAAAAAACGAUGGAUGUCCCUUGGAGGAAUCAUGCUUAGCAUCACAGGGACUGAAGCUCUUUUUGCUGAUCUUGCUCAUUUUCCUGUUUCUUCUAUACAGCUUGCUUUUACGGUAGUUGUUUUUCCUUCUCUUCUUCUAGCCUACUCCGGCCAAGCGGCUUACCUAAUGGACAAUCGAGAUCAUGCAGCCGAUGCAUUUUACCGAUCAAUACCGAAUAGUGUAUACUGGCCCGUUUUUAUCGUUGCAACUUUGGCUGCAAUCGUUGCUAGCCAGGCCACAAUCUCCGCCACUUUCUCGAUAAUCAAGCAAGCCCUUGCCCUCGGCUGUUUUCCGAGAGUCAAAGUUGUGCAUACGUCGAAGAAGUUUCUCGGGCAGAUUUACAUUCCGGACAUCAACUGGAUCCUCAUGGUUUUGUGCAUAGCCGUAACCGCCGGAUUUAGAAACCAAAGCCAAAUCGGCAAUGCCUAUGGUACAGCUGUCGUGAUCGUGAUGCUUGUGACGACCCUCUUGAUGACGCUGAUAAUGCUGCUCGUAUGGCACUGCCACUGGCUCCUAGUCCUCUUAUUCACCUUCUUCUCGCUAGUGGUCGAGUGCACCUACUUCUCGGCUGUGCUCUUCAAGGUUGACCAAGGCGGGUGGGUCCCGCUCGUCAUCUCCGCCGCCUUCCUAGUCAUCAUGUACGUGUGGCACUAUGGCACGGUCAAGCGUUACGAGCUCGAGAUGCAUAGCAAAGUGUCCAUGGCUUGGAUUCUCGGCCUCGGCCCGAGCCUAGGCCUCGUUCGUGUCCCUGGAGUUGGCAUAGUCUACACCGAGCUUGCGAGUGGUGUUCCGCACAUUUUCUCUCACUUCAUAACGAACCUUCCGGCCAUCCACUCCGUUGUGGUGUUCGUUUGCGUGAAGUACCUUCCCGUUUACACGGUUCCAGAGGAGGAACGAUACCUCGUGAAGCGAAUAGGACCGAAGAAUUUCCACAUUUUCCGAUGCGUGGCGAGGUAUGGGUACAAGGAUCUUCACAAGAAGGACGAUGAUUUCGAAGAGAAAUUGUUCGACAAUCUAUUCACGUUCGUCCGGCUCGAGUCCAUGAUGGAGGGGUGCUCGGAUUCUGAGUCGGACGGUGACGAGCUCACGACCGAAUCGAUCGACUCGAUUGUGCCCGAGGCGAGUGGAAGUGGGAACACGAUGGUGUCGUCGUCCGGCGGGCGAACGGAGGGCGGCGACGAGCUCGAGUUCUUGAGGGAGUGUCGGGAAGCGGGAGUGGUGCACAUUAUGGGGAACACGGUGGUGAGGGCUCGGAGGGAGUCGAGGGUGUGGAAGAAGGUGGCGAUCGACUACGUUUACGCGUUCCUUAGGAAGAUUUGUAGGGAGAAUAGUGCCAUAUUCAAUGUGCCUCACGAGAGCUUGUUGAAUGUUGGCCAGAUUUUCUUUGUAUAA